AUGGACUCUUCCAACUCAACUGAUGAUACCCCAUCUUUUUCUUUUAGAAGCUCAACUCAAACGGCUUUCUUGAGAAGCCAUUCCACGAAAGAGCUUCCUUUCUCAGAUUUCCCUCACUCGCCGCCUCGCCUUUCGUGUCCUACGCUUUCCCGGAGCCUCCAGGCGUCUCCUCUUUCCUCUCCUCUCCAUCCUCGCACCACAAACACAAAGCUUUCUGAUUCUGAAGAACCACAAACCACUUACCACUGUGCUUCCUCUGUUCUCAGAAAAGAUGGUCAGAUCCUGUCCAUUUCACUGUCAAAUAAUGGAUUGGUCUACACUGGUUCAGAUUCAAAUGUUAUAAGGGUCUGGAAGCUUCCAGAAUUCACAGAGUGUGGUCAGCUCAGAACCAAGGCUUGCAGAGUGGUGGCAAUAGAGGUGUCAAAUGAUACAGUAUUUGCAGCCUAUGGAGAUGGAAAGAUUAGGCUUUGGAGAAGAACAUGGGAUAGGGUUUUGAAGCAUGUUCGUUUGGGAACAAUCCCGAAGAAAGUUGGAUCCGUUCGGAGUUACAUCCUGGGCAGAGACAAGACAAUGAAGCAUAAGGGGCAAAUCACGUCAAUGGCGGUCAACACAGCGGAGGACAUUAUAUACACAGCUUCCAUUGAUAAAACAGUAAAAGUAUGGCGAAUCUCAGACUUGAAAUGCAUAGAGACCAUAAAAGCACACGUUGAGCCCAUCAACGCCGUCAUCGUAGGAGACGAUGGGGUUCUCUACACCGGCUCUGAUGACGCAACUGUCAGAGUUUGGCGUCGGAAUUUUUGCAGCCAUGACACGCCUCAUUCCCUCACAGUAACACUACAUGCAAAGUGCUCACCGGUAAAAGCCUUGGCUCUAACCUCCGACGGAGGUGUGCUGUAUGGUGGCUGCUCCGACGGCUACAUCCAUUUCUGGUUAAAGGGUUGGUUCGCUGGGCAACUCCAAUACGGCGGCUCAAUCCAAGGCCAUACACACGCAGUGCUGUGCUUAGCCUGUGUGGCGAACUAUGUAGUGAGCGGUUCAGCAGAUUCCACGAGCAGGAUAUGGGAAAGAGAACAAGAUGGUCAACACACGUGUUUAGCAGUCCUGGCUGGUCAUAGAGGACCAAUUAGGUGUAUAGCAGCUUUUGUAGGAGGAAGAUUUGGCGAAGAUAGUGAGGAUACUUGUAGUGUUUGUACUGGAAGCCUUGAUGGAGUGUUGAAGCAAUGGCGUGUGGCAAAAACCAACAAGUGGGAUAGCAAUCAAUGUUCACCACAAAAUGAGGGCGGCAAGUACUUUGAACUUUGAAAGAAGUUCAA
Molecule: messenger RNA, 1313 nt
Organism: Neltuma alba
Lineage: Eukaryota; Viridiplantae; Streptophyta; Magnoliopsida; Fabales; Fabaceae
Product: protein JINGUBANG-like
Exons: 2
Coding region: 1-1302 (433 amino acids)
Molecular function (GO): protein binding
Source: RefSeq, a predicted model, not a curated record